AUUUGUUAUCCAUCCAGUGCUUUGUUAGAUCCGGCUCCAAGGUUCAGCUUUCUUGCGAAACUAACGGUUGCCGGACGGUCGAUAGAGGAGAAGGAAGAGGAACCAAGAAGAGAUAAAGGGUCCAUCCAGUUCACUUGAGUUAUCAUAGAUGGAGCAGGGGAAACAAGGAGUGGUAGUUAAAUUGACUCCUCCGCAGAACCCCUUGGAGCAGAUUCAGGCUCGUUUCAAGGAACUAGAAAAUGGGUUCAGGACCUGGUUGGCCAAGCAAUCUCUCCCAGUUGAGGCCGCUGUUGUCACCGCCACCAGCGCUGCGCAGGGCGCUGCUAUUGGUGGCUUUAUGGGCACUCUCACCAACGACGUUUCUUCUUCUCUCCCCACUCCUCAAGCCGGCCUUAACCCUCAAGCCAUGGCUUCUUUCAAGCAGGCUCAGGCUCUUGCUGGAGGUCCCCUAGUACAAGCUCGCAACUUUGCCGUCAUGACAGGUGUUAAUGCUGGCAUAUCUUCUGUUAUGAAGAGACUAAGAGGCAAGGAGGAUGUCCAGUCAAGUAUGGUGGCUGCUUUUGGGUCUGGGGCGAUGUUUUCUUUGGUGAGUGGAAUGGGAGGUCCAAAUCAGGCGGCAAAUGCAGUUACAUCUGGUCUUUUUUUUGCACUCGUUCAAGGUGGACUGUUCAAGUUAGGGGAAAAGUUUUCUCAACCACCUGUGGAAGAUGUGUACUAUGCUAAAACAAGAAGCAUGUUGAAUAACCUUGGACUACAAAGCUAUGAGAAGAAUUUCAAGAAAGGCUUAUUGACCGAUACCACUUUGCCUCUGCUCACUGAUAGGCAUUGCGCUUAGAGAUGUCAAAAUUCCCCCAGGACCAAGGCUACUCAUUCUGGAUCACAUUCAGAGGUCUCAAUUAAGUUCUCUAAACAAAAUUGUCGUUGCUUCCAUUACAAGUAUUCUCUCAUUUAUAGCUUAACUUUUAAUUUCAGGAACCCAGAGCUAAGAGACAGAUGAAGCUGAUUUGAGGGGAAGAUCUUGCCCUGUUCUUUUGCGACCCAAGUGUCAGUACUCUUUCUAGUUGAACUUGAGUUGGUAAGGGAAUAGUAUUAGGUCAACUUAAUUAGGAAGAAUGUGUAAUAAAUAGGCCUGUUGUACUUGUGAGAAGUUGAUUUGUCAUUUGAAUUCGCACUAAGUUCGAUUUUGAAUGCACCUUUUCGUUUAUAUUGGAUGACAGAACCAUGCUACUGUAGGGUUGGUGGAAGUUUUUUUUCCUUUUGUUUUUUCUUUUCUUCUCUUUUUGAGAUAAUGUAUCUUGAAUGGUUAAUCUUCAAAUUUGCUGAACUUUUUCUAUAAA
Messenger RNA from Cucumis melo (muskmelon), 1337 nucleotides. RefSeq names its product chloroplastic import inner membrane translocase subunit HP30-2-like. Gene Ontology annotation, biological process: protein targeting to chloroplast; protein insertion into mitochondrial inner membrane. Gene Ontology annotation, cellular component: chloroplast inner membrane; TIM22 mitochondrial import inner membrane insertion complex. The transcript has 5 exons. NCBI's taxonomy places the organism in Eukaryota, Viridiplantae, Streptophyta, Magnoliopsida, Cucurbitales, Cucurbitaceae. The record is from RefSeq and is a predicted model, not a curated record. Gene Ontology annotation, molecular function: protein binding; transmembrane protein transporter activity. Bases 149 to 835 code for a protein of 228 amino acids.